GCUGACAACCUUCAGUGGGUUUGUGUGUGAAUUUUUAUGAGUGGGAUGAAGAGGAGGGAUGCGGACUGCACAGAGCAUGCGCGUGCAUCUGUGAGAGACAGGGAAGGGAGAUAGAGAGAAAGGCUGAGAGGUAGGGGAGGGAGGGAGUUUGUCGUGAUAGAGAACCUGCGAGCACUACUAAGGAGGAGAGAGCGCGAGAGAGAGCGGGAACACAAGCGAGUAACUGAGAGAUGGUGUGUGUGUGUGAAAGAGAGCCUUAGUGCGUCUGACUCUCGGAGCUGUAGACUGGACCAACCAUUAAGCCUUUGGAACGCUCACGGCGCACAUACACGUAGGCACACGCCACUGCCGCGUCACCCCUGCCGGCCGGUGAUGAGAGGGAGGAUUCAGUCGUUUUGAGACAAAGGGGGAACUGCCUUUGAGAAGACUCAGCCUUUGGAUGCGUUGCAGGAGAAAGAUCGCCUGAUCCUUGAGUUGUCCAGCAACAACCUGAAGGCAUCCAAAUAUGACCAGGUAAGGUCAGACUAUGAGCAGCUCAGACACACCUACAGUGCUGUGAGUUAGGAGAGAGACAGCCCAACAGGAGAGGAAACGGCUCCAAGGCAAACUGGAGAACCUCGAGCAGGUCCUCAAGCAUAUGCGAGAGGCUGCUGAGAGGAGGCAGCAGUUGGAUGAAGAGCAUGAGCAGGCCCUGGCUGCCCUCACCACCAAGCAGCAGAAGAUCCACCUUCUGCAUAAGGCUCAGGUUGAAGCUGAGAGAGAGCAUGAGGGAGCGGUCCACCUGUUAGAGGCCAAGGUUCGCGACCUGGAGCAGAAAUGCAGGUCACAGACUAAACAGUUUGGCCAGUUGUCCAAGAGCCUGGAAGAUUUCAGUCUGGAGGCAGAUACUGUGGACAUCUUCAGCACUGAGCCUUUCUCCAAACAAAAAAUUCCCCUUUCCCUGGAAAAUAAACUCUCCCAAAUCCUCAACGGACUGGCAGUGCAGGCAGGGAAAGGCAAUGAGAGCUCGGCAAACACUCCACUGAUAUCGAAGUUCCUCCGCUCACUGCAGAUCGGAGACAGAGACAGGCCAGAGCUGCUAUCUGUCAAUCCCACCACCGUGACAACGAGCUGCCCCAGCAGCCCACAACGGGCGACCCUCUCAGAGAUGGAGGAUGAGGUCAGCCCUGCGCCCCGGUCCAAGCCUCGCUACACUGGCACGGUCCGUCUCUGCACCGCCCGCUACAGUUACAACCCUUACGAUGGGCCAAACGAGCACCCAGAGGCAGAGCUCCCCCUGGUGGCUGGGAAGUACCUAUACGUGUACGGCACCAUGGACGACGACGGUUUCUACCAAGGUGAGCUGCUGGACGGCCAGCGAGGGCUGGUCCCGUCCAACUUUGUGGAGUUUGUCCAAGACAAGGAGAAACCAUCCAUCCAACUAGGGGACGGAGAGGAGGACCUGGGCUCUCUGGACCAUAUCACCCUUGGCCUGAUGGGGGUGGAUGGAGGGGCCCCUCAGGAUGGGCUACUGGGUUCCAGCAACCCCCUGGGCCCCUGCAGCAACGGCACAGGGCCCCUGGACCCUGAGGAUCUGGUCGAUGACAUUGUGCCUUACCCCCGGAGGAUCACCCUGAUCAAGCAGUUGGCCCGUAGCGUCAUUGUGGCCUGGGAGCCCCCCAUGGUGCCCCUGGGAUGGGGAAAAAUCAGCUGCUACAACGUGCUGGUGGAUGGCGAGGUGCGUGCCAGCAUACCCUACGGCGACAGGACCAAGUCGUUGUUGGAGAAGCUGGAUCUGGACACGUAUACGCACCGCGUGUCCGUGCAGAGUGUGACAGACAGGGGCCUGUCGGAUGCGCUGCGCUGCACCCUGAUGGUGGGAGCCAACGUGGUGGUGGCGCCGUAUGGACUGCGUGUGGACGACAUCCUGCGCGACUCAGCCGAGCUCUCAUGGUUGCCCAGCAACAGUAACUAUGGGCACACAGUGUUCCUGGACGGGGCGGAGCAUGCAGUGGUGAAGCCGGGGAGGUACAGGCUGCGCUUUGUUAACCUCAAGGCCAUGACGGUAUACAAGGUGAGGGUGGUGGCCCGGCCACACCAGGUGCCAUGGCAACUGCUCAUGGAACAGAGGGAGAAGAAGGAGGCUGCUGUGGAGUUCUGUACACAAGCUGCUGGUCCAGGACCAUAUUCCAGAUCAGGCCCCCCAUUACCACCUCAGGAGGUGCAGGUGCAGUGUGGCCAGGCACCAGGGGUCCUGCAGGUGCGCUGGAAGCCCCCUAUCCUCUCAUCCAGUGGAACCUCCAAUGGAGCCUGCGUCAUCGGAUACGCAGUCUGCACUAAAGGACAAAAGAUAGCAGAGGUGUUGUACCCUCUGGCUGACUAUGUGACAGUGGAGCUGAACAGGAUCCAGUGUCUGGAGGCCAGGGAGGUCAUCGUCAGGACGUUAUCAGCACAGGGAGAGUCCCAGGACUCCCACGUUGCCCCCAUUCCAAACAACCUACUGUUGCCGCCUCCUCACCCUGCCCCUGUGCCCCCUCAGCAACCACACGCAGUGCCCCCUCUACCUCACUCCCACGCCCCCCACCCCACCUCCAGUCACCUCACCUCCACCACCCCCAACUACCCCUGCCUCACCUCCAGCCUCCCUCACCCCUGCCUCACAGACAACCCUUCCCUAACCACAGUCCUCAAACCCAGCCACACCUCCAACCCCUGCCCCCUCAUCUUGUUCCCCAGCCUCACCGACAGCCUCAACCCGCUCACCCUGGUGGUCCUCCACAGCCCUUGCACCUCCAGUCUCAUCCUCCCCAUACAAUUUCCCAGCACCGCCUACCCCUGCUGCCCCACCCACCCCCCAGCUCCACCAGAGACCACCAGCCCUGGGACCCUACCCACUCCCCCCUCCGCCCAGCCUCCUCCUGCCCCCAUGUACGGGCACACCCUGGAGGCGCCCCUUUCUGCCAACCACCGCUCGCCCUCUCCCCAAAGGAUCCUGCCACAGCCCAGGGGCACCCCCAUCCCAGACCAAAUGGCCAAAGCCAUCGCCCGCGAGGCAGCACAGAGGGUGGCUGCAGAGAGUGGCAGAAUGGAGAGGAGAGUCGUCUACAAUGAGCAGGGCCAGGCCUUCCACCAACAGAACUCAGACGAGGAAGAGGAGGAUGAGGAAGGGUAUGGUCACGGCCGCAGGAGACAGGGGGCCUCAGUAGAUGAAUUCCUCAGAGGGUCCGAGCUGGGCAGGCCGGCCCACUACAGCCACAGUGAGGAGUACCACAGUGAUAGCAGCCGCGGCUCUGACCUUUCUGACAUCAUGGAAGAGGAUGAGGAGGAGCUCUACUCUGAAAUGCAGCUGGAGGAGGGACGACGACGCAACUCCCAUAAUGCACUCAAGACUGGGAACACCCCCUCUGGGGGUCGGCUGGAUCGGGAGACGGGGAGAAGAAUGCCUCGGGACGGCCCGCAGCCCCAGAGACACCCUCUUAUGGUGCCCUCCAUUGAGAUAACCACAGAGAGUAACAGUGAUGGGAACCUCUCCCCCGUCACGGAAGAUGUUUACUAUGGCAGUGUAGCACGGCACAGGACGUGGUCGUCCAGCCGACACCCCACAGGCGCCAAGCCUUCCUAUAAUGGUACGUGCUGUGGUUUAUCCCUCGCUCCUUCACCAAAGCACAGCCAAAAGCCACCAGCCCUAGUUGAGAGGAGAGUAGUGAUGCCAACGACUGCCUUAAUAUGUCUCAGAACACCUAGCAUGAUCCACUGCACUGCACCAAUAUGGAAGCUUGCUGAGCCACACUGGGCCCAAGAUGGCCGCCCACUGUUGCGGAUUGGAAUGACUGCUGCUCAAAUUAUGCUUCUCCCCUCCCUCCCUUGCACUGAACUCCAUCAGAUGCCUGCUAAACCCUUCCCCCUCUCAAAGGGAUACAGGGACAGGGAACGCCGCUCCCCUCCUAACUACGAUGAGUCAGAACCUGAAGAAUCAUUCCGGAUCUUUGUGGCUCUGUUUGACUACGACCCCCUGUCCAUGUCUCCCAACCCGGACGCAGCAGAUGAGGAACUGCCCUUUAAAGAGGGCCAGAUCAUCAGGGUAUAUGGUGAUAAGGACACUGAUGGUUUCUACCGAGGGGAGAUCAGGGGAGGCAGGAUGGGGCUCCUGCCCUGCAACAUGGUGUCAGAGAUCAGGGCUGAGGAUGAGGAGACCAUGGACCAGCUCAUCAAGCAGGGCUUCCUCCCACUCAACACACCAGUGGAUAAAGUUGGAAUAGGGCAGGACAGACGAGGCCUCUGCCAGCACCAGGCCACCAGGAGGAUGGUGGCCCUCUAUGAUUAUGACCCCAGAGAGAGCUCCCCCAACGUGGACGUGGAGGCUGAGUUGACUUUCUGUGCUGGUGACAUACUCGCUGUAUUUGGAGAGAUUGAUGAAGACGGGUUCUACUAUGGUGAAAUCAAUGGCCACCGUGGCCUCGUCCCCUCCAACUUUCUGGAAGAAGUGCCUGACGAUGUGGAGGUGUACCUGACGGACACUCCAUCCCGCUACGCCCAGGAUGAACAUGCCAACCGGGCCGAGGCUAAAAGGGUAACUACGGAUACCACAGAGAGCACGACCCCGCCUGUCCGAGCAGCAUCCCCCAUGGUGCGUCCCGUGUGUCCCCCAGGCACCAUGCGGCCCAUCAGCCCCACCAGGGGCCCCAGGGACCUCCGAGACAACAAAAAGAAAAAAGGACUGCUCUCCAAGGGGAAGAAACUGCUCAAGAGACUCUCUCCGGUUAAAUAAACUGUUCCCAGCUGAGCCCAGAACAGAUACUGGGCCCAGUACUGCACAUCACAUACAGCACAUGCAAUCAAAUCAGCUGAUCGUACGCACACAACUACAAUUGCAACAUAUGUGUGUAUGUAUUACAGGACAAUAUAUGUGAGCCUAAUCUAAUAUUUUCAGUGAUACAUGUUCUAAUGAUUAAUACACAUACUUACAUGUACUUCGUGCCAAAUUCAAUGAGACCUUUGCUCACACAUACUGUAUAACUGUGAUGUAUUUGAGGUAGAGGGAAAAAAGGAGUACAAACUAGGAUUUUCAUGACAUGGAUUUUAAUUUCCACUGUUAUCUUUAAUCAAAUGGAGAUCAGGACGAUGCUGCUAAACCAUUUGUGUGCAUUUGUUUCAAGCAGGGUAACAACAGAGUAGUCUAUUCUUUUUUGUUACAAAUCUAACAUUUCCAGAUGGUUUCCAUAGCAAUUGUGCAAUUAUAAGGUCUCUAACAGACAUGACGUGGCAAAAAACAUCAAUGUUGUGACAGUGAGAUGUUGAUACUAGGAGAGAGACCAUACUCCUGGAACACUGGAGCAACAACUCAACUAUUGAUGGCAUUCUGUCAGUAAUGCUGGCUGCUAAUACAGAGGCUUUAUUCAGUGCAAUAUAUCACAGACAGGAUGGUGACAAAGGGUUGAAUCACUCACAGAACCUAGAAGUCUAUAGGGUAGUUGGACACAGGGCAUUACAGACAGGAGAAGGAGCUGCAUUGGAUAAUACAUUUGAACCAUCUCAGUGGCCUUUAUGAAAGCAAUUCUAGCAUGACUUUCCUCAUUUUCUAUGGUUGAACAAGGUUGUUUUUAGACUUACACAAGUCUUUGCCAAGAACCCCUAGUGCAUCUCUGCAGCUUUGUUUGAUAUUGCUGUCCAACUGUCAUGAAACGCCUAGUUAAAGACAACCUUCUGUGUUUGCCUUCCAAUUGCACAAAGGUGUGUUUUGUCUGAUGAAUCGAAAAUAAGUCGUUCUCGGUGUGUAUGGAUGUGUUGAGGGUGUAGGCUAUGUGUGUGAGUUUGUGUGCUCAGUGUGCAUUCAUGUCUGUGCAUCCUUUUUUAAAAGAGGACAAGUAGUUGAGUCAUGUGAUCUUAGUGGUGUGCUGCUAACUAAUAUUCAGUUCUGUUGUCUGUCGAAGAGGGCCAUUUUCUCCACUCAGCCAUUUCAGUAAAGAUGUCUAGGUGUGCUCAAGAUUCUGCACCGUUUACUUGUUUACACUCUUAUAGACCUCGUGACAACCUAUUUUUUGAAGUCAAGGGAAAGGGAGGGAUGACCUACAUACUGUACCUACAACCUCUAAACCAGUAGUCAUAUGGCUUAUGAGAUAAAUGAGUGCUAGGAUGCAUCCAGCUGAUCCAUUGAUUGGAGAGGCUGUCAUAGCCUUUAGACAAACAUUGUCCUGUAUUUUGACACCUUUCAGAACCCUAUAUUAACCCAUUUUCAUAAACCAUGAUCCUAUUCUGUAAUAGUUUAACAUCACUUCCGUUGCUGUACAGCCACAGUUUGAUGGACAUAAUCAUAAUGGACAAUAUGUCAAUCCAUGACUCAAAAUGACAGUGUUUUAUUCUGACAGGGUCCUCUAAUUCCCAUCAGCUAAGAUAUCUGAGUCAAGCGUAGUACCCUGCUGUAUAAUGAUUACAGGGUUCUUUUAUGUUUAUUAAAAAAGAGAGAAAAUCAAAUGAUGGAUUGCCAAAAAGGAAUGUACGAAAUGUUCAGCGGGCAAUAUAGUACACAUUUUAUUAUUUGUCCAACAUUAUGCAUUAUGUUAUGCAUCCAUUUGUCAAAAGAUGUUAGUCAUAAUACCAAAUCCUUUAUUUGUAAAUGGGUGUAGUGUCUAUACUGUUGCUCUUUUGUACUUUCCUCCAUUUAUAGAUCAUUUCUAAAUGUUUAUACUUGAUUUUCAGACUGCCUUUUUUAGUGUAUUGAGAUUUAUUCUUACUGUAAACAGUGCAAGCAUUCUCCAUGGUGUCCUCAAGAUAAGAUGUUUAAGUCUGCGGUUAUGUGCUUGCUCUGUGAAUCAAAGAUACAAAACAAAUAUAUAAAUCAUUAUUUAUGGUGUGUGUGUGCAUGUGCAAAAAAAAUACAUUUUUUAAUCAAAAAUAAAUUUGAUAUUUUGUA
Messenger RNA from Salmo salar (Atlantic salmon), 6889 nucleotides. Lineage: Eukaryota; Metazoa; Chordata; Actinopteri; Salmoniformes; Salmonidae. The record is from RefSeq and is a predicted model, not a curated record.